UCAAGAGUGAAAGAGGAAGUAGGAGGGAUUUGACAAAGAAGAUGGUCAGCAAAGUGUUACUCUGUGUGUUAUCAGUCAUUGUUCUAUGUCUGGCAUUUGCACAAGCUCAACAUCAUCAGCUCAGCCAGAGUCGUUGUAGCUGCAUCCAGACAAUAAACCAAUUACACUCUUCAAUGAAAAUCAGCAAUGUUAAAAUCUCAUUGAAACAGAACUUUUGUGAAAACGUGGAAAUCAUUGUCACCUUGCAGAAUGGUAGAAGAAAGUGCUUGAACCCUGAGUCUGAAAUUGGAAAGAAUAUUAUUAAUUUUAUGGAAAGCAUGAAGAAAACUACAAAAAAGAACUGAUUUUACAAAGUGAACAAUGCUGAACAUGGAACAGAACAGCAUCUCAAAAAAUUAGCUGGGUGAACCAAUAUUUCUAUUGUGUAAAGAUUACAAAUGUUGAUGA
Molecule: messenger RNA, 447 nt
Organism: Hemiscyllium ocellatum (epaulette shark)
Lineage: Eukaryota; Metazoa; Chordata; Chondrichthyes; Orectolobiformes; Hemiscylliidae
Product: permeability factor 2-like
Exons: 4
Coding region: 42-344 (100 amino acids)
Biological process (GO): neutrophil chemotaxis; cellular response to lipopolysaccharide; chemokine-mediated signaling pathway
Cellular component (GO): extracellular region
Molecular function (GO): chemokine activity; CXCR chemokine receptor binding
Source: RefSeq, a predicted model, not a curated record